UUUUUCCUUUCUUAUAGAAUUUGUAACGUCUGGAAAGUAGACUAUGAUGCGUUACACGGACGAGGACGUCUCUUUCUUCGUGAAUUUCAGGACGUAGAUCUAUUUCCUUUAAAAAAUAAACAAGAAUGCCUGGAGAGAGCAGAUAACAUGGCGAUGAAGCAAGGAAUCGAUCGUUGGACGUCUCUCUCAAGUACAGAUGGAGUAGGAGAUGGAACUCUUCAGUCAUCACAUGAACAUGAUGAAGGAAACAUCUGCAUCAAGGAGGAAGGAGAAGUAGAAAAGGAGACGUGUCUUUCCAUUCCAGGUUCAGAUGGAUUGAUAGAUGAGGGUCAGCUUGUUACUCAAGACGGUCUGGUCUUCACCAUCAAACAAGAAGUUGACACAGACAUGUUUGAAUCGCUCUCAAGUACAGAAGGACAAGACCCAUCGACUGAUCAAGAAAUGGUCUAUGCCACCAUAAAGCAAGAAGAUGAGAAAGAGACAUUUGAACCUACUACAACUGGAGGUGAAGGAGGAGGAGAAACUGAGCAAUCAAUUCCUGAAGGAAACAUCUGCAUCAAGGAGGAAGGAGAAGUUGAGAAGGAGACGUGUCUUUCUAUUCCAGGUUCAGAUGGAUUGAGAUAUGAGGGCCAGCUUGUAACUCAAGACGGUAUGGUCUUCACCAUCAAACAAGAAGUUGACACAGACAUGUUUGAAUCCCACUCAAGUACAGAAGGACAAGACCCAUCGAAUGAACAAGAAACGGUCUGUGCCACCAUAAAGCAAGAAGAUGAGGGAGAGAUAUUUGAACCUAUUACAACUCAAGGUGAAGGAGGAGGAGAAACUGGGCAAUCAAUUCCUGAAGAUUUGGACAAUGGACAGGACAAGAUACACUCACCUAUAACAGCAUGCAGUGGAGAGAAGUCCCAUCCAUGUUUACAUUGCAGUAAGACAUUGACUGAUGAGAAAUGUGGAGAAAAGCCUUAUCCAUUUUCCUAUUGUGAUAAGGGUUUUUCUUGCCAAAGUAAUCUAGCAAAGCAUCUAUGGACAUAUAUCGGUGAAAAUCUUUAUCAGUGUCCCUGUUGUGAUACAAGAUUUUCUGAAAGGAAUAAGCUUACAAGCCACCUUAGAACAGUACAUGCAGGAGAGAAAUUCUAUAAGUGUUCCCAGUGCGAUCAAAGAUUUCAUCACAGUGGUCACCUGAACCGUCAUUUCAGAACACACAGUGGAGAAAAGCUUUAUCAGUGUCCCAAUUGUGAAAGAAGAUUUUCUGAAGAGACUAAGCUUACUAGGCACCUUAGAACACAUACAGGAGAGAAAUCCUUUAAGUGUUCCCAGUGUAAUAAGGGUUUUUCUCAUAAAAGUACUUUUAUUAGGCACCUUAGAUCACAUACAGGAGAGAAACCCUUUAAGUGUGUACAAUGUGAUAAGGGUUUUUCUCAUAAAGGUUCUCUUAUUCUUCAUUUAAGAAUACACAGUGGUGAAAAGCCUUAUCAGUGUCCCAAUUGUGAAAAAAGAUAUUCUGAAAAGACUAAGCUUACUAACCACCUUAGAACACAUACAGGAGAGACACCCUAUAGGUGUUCCUAUUGUGAUAAAGGAUUUUCUGAAAAGUCUAUACUUACUAGCCAUCUUAGAACACAUACAGGAGAGAAACCCUUCAAGUGUUCCCGGUGUGACAAGGUUUUUCUCAAAGAGGUACUCUUAUGAAUCAUUUAAGAACACACAGUGGUGAAAAGCCUUAUAAAUGUUCCCAUUGUGAUAAGUCGUUUUCUAGCAAUAGUUAUCUUAGAACCCAUUCAAGAACGCACAGUGGAGAAAAGCCUUAUUAGUGUUCCUAUUGUGAUAAAGGAUUUCAUAAAAAGUGUGAGCUUACUAGCCACCUUAGAACACAUACAGGAGAGAAACCUUUUAAGUGUUCCUGGUGUGAUAAGGAUUUUUCUCAUAAAGGUACUCUUAUAAUUCAUUUUUUGAUUGAUUGAUACAUUUUAUUUCAAAUUCCAUAAAAAACACAAUAAACAGGUUAUAAAUAUUUACAAUGUACAUAUAAAAUCAACUUUGUCAUCAACUCAAUCAUCAUUAUGUCAUGUUAAUAUUAUGAUGUAAGUAUUUUACUUUGAUGAUGUAUCAAUCAUACGAUUUGUUUAUUAUCAUGAUUAUGUUGUAAUUAGUUUGUUAUUUUGGGAAGAGACGAUGACGAGAUUUGAAUGGAUUAAUAAUUUGUAGAAUAAAAUUUUCAGGAUCUUGCAAUCCUUCUUGUCGAAGGAAAGUCGAAUCAGCUCUGAAUCCUAGUGAUGUCCAAACAAUCAUGCAACAUUCUACAAUUUGAAGCUGAUUUUGCAUUUACUGUAAAUAGAAGAUUUUUUUUGUUUAAAUUUCCAUAUACGAUGUAAAUGUGAUUUAUUAGAAAACCGGAUCACAGUGGAGUCGUUCAUUCAUUGUGUGUGAGCCGUUGACUGUUGGCCAGGGUUACAAGAUCCUGAAAAUUCUUGUGAGAAUGUCCUGAUCUGUAUGGAUUUCUUGGAAAAUGCUCAUAUUUAUAUUUUUCAACCAAAUUCAUGUAAGUGGUAUUUAUUUUCAUGAGUACUUCAUAUGUACAACCAUUGGAGUAAAGCUGAACCUUGUUAUUAUACAAAAUUCUUUGUGAUUAAGAAAAUUUGCCUUGUAAUUAUUUUGAAACUUACAUUUUAUCAGGGAUAAAAAUAAAAAUGAAACGUAGCGAAAAAAUAAACAGUAUCACACAGACUAAUAGGAGUUACUCAAGGUUACGCUUAAAUUUCAUAGUGGAUGAAAAUAAAAAUAAAUCUUAUUUCAUCUUUUUUUCCCUUACACUUCAAGUCAGUUCAAUUCAGUAAUGGUUUGAUUUAAUAAUAUAUUGCAUUUAAGAUCAAGUGACAACUUAUAUUUACUUAAAAAUAUAUGUGUACAUUGAAUGAGAAAAUUUGUUAAAAAUCAGCAAUGAAUUAUGUUUGUAGCCAUGUGUAAUGUACUACGUGUACAUAUUGUUUGUAUUGCACAUUCUCAGGUGCAUGCAUAUGUCUUUCCAAGAAUCGGAUUUGUAUGCCAAGAAUUGUUUUAUAGGGUGUUUUCACUGUAGAAUCAAGACAUCAUGUUCAUCAUCAAACUCAUGCAUGUAGAUUGUAUUUAUCCAUGUAACAGAUGUGUUUGUUUUUUCAUACAAUAAAUUACAGCCUUUUCCGAUUCUGUA
This is a messenger RNA of Strongylocentrotus purpuratus (purple sea urchin), 3187 nucleotides long. RefSeq names its product zinc finger protein 391. The record is from RefSeq and is a predicted model, not a curated record. Gene Ontology annotation, biological process: regulation of transcription by RNA polymerase II. The coding region runs from base 148 to 1689 and encodes 513 amino acids. The transcript has 9 exons. Gene Ontology annotation, molecular function: DNA-binding transcription factor activity; RNA polymerase II cis-regulatory region sequence-specific DNA binding. Lineage: Eukaryota; Metazoa; Echinodermata; Echinoidea; Camarodonta; Strongylocentrotidae.